Cynoglossus semilaevis (tongue sole) is the source of this 7630-nucleotide messenger RNA. It is a transcript of the gene ikzf2, whose product is annotated as IKAROS family zinc finger 2. Lineage: Eukaryota; Metazoa; Chordata; Actinopteri; Pleuronectiformes; Cynoglossidae. The transcript is spliced from 11 exons. Gene Ontology annotation, biological process: regulation of transcription by RNA polymerase II. The record is from RefSeq and is a predicted model, not a curated record. Gene Ontology annotation, molecular function: DNA-binding transcription factor activity; RNA polymerase II cis-regulatory region sequence-specific DNA binding. The coding region runs from base 2482 to 4170 and encodes 562 amino acids.
AUAUAAAAAUCAUAUAAUGAUGUAAUUCUUGAAUCCAGUUUCUGCACACAGACGCCAGGGGGAGACAUUUAGCUACUAAUAAAACUAUGGUGGGCUCAAACACAGCCCAGACCCAUAUUUCAUGAAUGUUAUUUCUGACAUAAAUUGGACACUUAGGAUUAAAAAGCAAGCAAAAAAAAAAAGAGAUAUAUUCAGGAGACUGAUAUCGUUGCACACUUGUACAUCUUCAAAUAUUUUGUUACAUGAGUGCAGUUAAAAAGCCAAUGAUUUGUGUACAAUGAGAUAUAUUUUUGUUUUUUAAAUAAUAAUUUACUUCAGUCAUAGCUUUUGCUUUAAGAACGAGCAAUACAUUCAAUUUUAUUUCAGGAUUCUUCCAAAGGGUGGCUAGGCUAGGCUAAGCUAAUACUGUCACUACAAUCAUUCACACCUACCCGAGUUUUUUUUUCUCUCUCUUCAGGUUAGCAGCCUCCAAAACAAAGUAAUUGUUAACUGGAAUUAUGUUCUUUGUAAAUAAAAAUGGGUUUCUGUGAACACAACUUUCUGACAAAAAAACCUUGUAUAAUAGGUCUGGGAAAUCUGUGCCUUUCCACCAACUAACAGUUGAUGAAGUAAUUGGUGCUUUUGGAUUAGCUUGCAGCCGCCUGCUGGUAUACUUAGCAUACUGAACAACCAGAAACAGCUGCAGUAAAAAGAAAACAGAAAUGCAGUCCUAUUGUUAACUUCUUCGUCCUGGACACUGUCUUAUGGGAUUUUUGGUAUCGCAUCAGGAUUAUUGGUACAAACAAUUUGGCUAACUUCACUGUAACAUAUAUUACCAAUUAGCUUAAAUUGCUAUCAGGCUAAUGCCAUGUUGCAGGUCUGGGCCAAAUAUGCUGAAAACUGAUUGAUACUGGUCACUGGACGGUCGAUCAAUUCUUCUAAUUUUUUUAUUUAUAUACCUUGGACAGUUCCUAUGCUCAGUGUAGCCUCCAGUUAACUUGCAGUCCAGCAGCCUGUGGACUUUGGGAGGAAUCUGUAGUCAAACUACUGCAGCUAUCAAACUGGUAUUCCCUAUGCUGUGAGGCAAGAACACUCACCACCUUUCCACCAUGUGGCGCUCCAGGCUGCAGCCUCAGAAAUAAGAGGCCCCAUGUAACCUAAUCGAUUUGUGAGGAGAGAGGCAGACUUGGUCCAGGCUCACUGUGAUACGACUCUCUGUGUCAGACCAAGUACCCAGAAUAGCCACUGAGUGUCUGCUGAGGAGAUGGAGGAGGAAGUCAGAGGUGGAUUUAUAACAACUGUUGCUUUUGUUGCUGCUGCCUCUGCUGCUGCCGCCGCCGCCGCUGCUGCUGCUGCGGAACCAAACUACCGUUUCAGUCGGCGCCGUGUGGCGCAGGUCGGGCUAGAAUGAAGAAGUCUCGUGCAGUCUGGAUCGGUGUGCAAGUUCACGGGAAUGUAUGAACUCCUGCCCGUUUUGAAGCUGUAGCGGGCUCCAGACUUCAGACCAGAGGCGCAUGUCUGCAGCAGAGACAGACGAGGAGCGUCUGUCUGAUGAAAAGAAAGACAAGCCAGACGGGGCUGUGCUGCGAAGACAGACUGCGGUGAUCGGAUAACCUGUUGAAUUACAGCUGUCACUCAGCGCCAACGCAGGCAAGCAGAAAUCACUCGAACGCCAGAAACACGGCGCUUUGGCCACAUUUACAACAAAAGUGUCUUCAUCUUCAUCUUCAGCUGCUUCAGCUUCAGCUGCUGCUGUUGAUGAUUGUUUGCAGAGAUGCUGUGUUGUUGCCUGUCAGGUAAACGCUCCCUGUUCUUAGCGCCUCCUGUCUGUACAUCUGCAGCACAGACUUCCCACUAAUUGGAGUAGAGAAUAAAACUAGACCAGACUGUAAAAACAGUAUGAAUGAGAGCAGACAGAGUUCAACUGAGAUUUUAUUUAAACAUUUUUUUAACCCUUUAAUUUUUUUCCGGGACAUUUAAUUGUGGACCACCGCAGCUGUUCAUCCAUCACACGUUUUCGUUGCCUCGCUCGUGAAUUCACACAGGGACAAUAUUACAUGUAUGCAUGUCAGUGACAUCACACUUCCAGUCCUUUGACUGUUGAAAAUAGCUUGGCUGCUCCCUGCCGCUAUGGCUAAUUCCUUGGAACCGGUGGAUCCAGUUUGAUCCAUCCCUCUCUUUCUUUUUCCUUCCCUAACCAACUUGUUGAGUCUUCUCCCUCGGUGUUCCUACUGUAAAAGUUCACUGCGUGUUCAGCUCGGCUGACGACUCGGGGACUUGUUGGGAAAUGUCACCAACUUGAAACAAAGUGAAGUCGUUGUCGAUUUCGGAGGGGAGACCCGACGGCGGGCGCGCGCAGAGGAGUCUUUGACGCAGCGGCAGACACCUGGAGGUGGAGACAGCACACUACACCCUCCCUCCGUCCAUAACCAGACAAGCUUUACUAAUUACCAACCAAUUUUGCACGAGGGAGACUCCUGAAGUACUCCCAUCACACUUGAAAUGGAGGCACCUGAUGGCCACUGUGCAAGUAACGGCCAGUGCUCUCCUGGUAAGGAGAAUUCAAGAAUUUUGGCAGAUAUGUCUACGCCUAAUGGACAGACAGUUCCCCGGGGUGCAAAUUCCCCCGAUGACCUGAAAAUUAAAGAAGAGGAAGAAAUGGCGGAAGAGGGUGAAAACAGAAGCCCGGAGCUCGAAGUGAUCAGCCAAUCCAGGGAGGAGGGAGUAGUGAUGGAGGACUCCAUGAUUGGCAGCCCCAGCAACAUGCAGGAUGGAUUCACGGGACCGAAUGCGAUCGCCGAUGCAGGGAUCCGACAGCCUAAUGGUGAACGGCCGUUCCAGUGCCCCCAAUGUGGUGUCUCAUUCACGCAGAAAGGAAAUCUGCUUCGCCACAUCAAGCUGCACACAGGAGAGAAACCCUUCAAAUGUCCCUUCUGCAGCUACGCCUGCCGGCGGCGCGAUGCUCUCACUGGUCAUUUGCGCACACACGCUGUUGGAAAACCUCACAAGUGCAACUACUGUGGCCGGAGCUACAAACAGCGAACGUCUUUAGAGGAACAUAAAGAGCGAUGUCAUAGUUACCUUCAGGGAAUUGGUUUGGAUCCAGGUGCCAACACUGGCCCGUACCUAGGUGAUAGUUCUAAAGAGCCCCGGCCCAUGGCAGAAGUCAACUCUAUUGCCACCUUUGAUCGACCGCCUGUUAUUGAGAGGCUGCACAGCAACGUGGGCAAGAGAAAAAGCACCACGCCCCAGAAGUUUGUAGAUCAUCGUGUGCUCUUUUCCCGCGGUGCCUUUGGCAUUGAUACGUACAAUGAUGCAGUUGCCAAAAAACCCCCAAAACAUCACCUCGUUACAUUAUGCCAAAGAGGUCUUUAUUUUUAUCCAGGUGAGAAGAUUGUUCGCUCGAGCUACCCUGAGAUGGGCUACGAGAUGGGCAUUAAGUUUGAAAAGCAGAGUGAUAUGAUCCCACACAUAAUGGACCACAACAUCAGCAACGCUGUGACGUACUUGGGAUCAGAGUCACUUCGGCCCCUCUUACACCAUCCGGGUCCACCCAUCUCAUUGGCCGAGGUGGUGCCAAUUGUCAACCCCAUGUACCACCACGUCCUACCGCUAGGCCAGCGAACGGAGCACGCACGGAACUGUGAUUCACUGCCGCCACAUCCUGCCCAGUCACUCGACUUCCCCAGCCAUACAACCUCAAACGGCCCCACCGCUUUAUCCAGGCAGGGAAAGCCACACCAGUCAGGGCUAGCAGAGUCUCCUAGCAACAGCGGGGCUGACUCUGCUGACUCAGCACGCAGCAGCCCUCAGGAAAGGCAGGGAUUCCACAGGAGUAAUGUCCACCCCGGGCUCAGGCCCCAAGCAGGUCCAGUGGUAGUCGGUCCCAGCGAGCCGGCCGGAGCGAUGCCAAGAGUUGUGGCAGGAAUGGGGCCGGGGCUGAUGCGAGUGACUGCCGAGAGGCCCGUGAGCCACGACGGGGUGCGGGUGUUCGGACGAGACGGCCAGGAGGUGAGGGCCUUCCAGUGUGAGCACUGUCGAGUGCUUUUCCUGGACCACGUCAUGUACACCAUCCAUAUGGGUUGCCAUGGAUACAGGGAGCCGCUGGAGUGCAACAUCUGUGGCCACCGCAGCAAAGAUCGCUACGAGUUCUCCUCUCACAUAGUCCGCGGCGAGCACACCUUCCACUGAGCACAUACGUGGGCAUCAACGAGAAGAAUCAGAAGGGAUAUGAGCAAUAGUCUAAUAUCCACCGUCGUUUUCAGACCUCCGAGACUGUACGGCCAAUCAGCAGCGUACACAAGUGUAGCACAAUCAAAGACUUCUUUUUAAGCUUGUUGUGAAAUAUAACAAUCAAAUGAAGGUAUGGGCCAAAGACACAUUUUCUAUGUAUCUUCUUUAAAGUGAAUUAUGAAGAAAGGAAGUGUUUUAUUCUCUUUUAUUGUUGGUGUAUGCAUUUUUGUAUAGAGGAGCAGUCACAUGACUUCGACUAAGAUCAGUGGGUUGUUUUUUUUUGUCUCAGUGGAGAUGUCUAUUUUUACCAUUUAUUCAUUUUCCUUCAUGGACUCAAUGUGCUGCAAUGGUGGAAAAUGAAUUUAAAGAUCCUGAAUAUUAUUAUUAUUGUAAAAUAUCAUCCUUAUAAUAAUAAUAAUAUUUAAAUUAAAGGUUCUAUGCAGCUUUUUACUUGACUUAAAAUGCUAGAGCCAUGUUACGCAAAAACCAGUUGAAUACAGAUUGAUGUUUGUUGACCAUAGACAGUGACUGGAGAGGCUGAUGUUUUGUUAAAAUAAGGAAAAAAAAUUUAAAAAUUCAGUUUGACAAAUGACACCUUAUGUCAGUACAGUACAAUAUUUUGAUUAUAAAUCUUUAUAUUAUUUCAGCAACUAAAACCAGUGUGUUCAAUCCAAUAGAGCCAGUUAGGUCUUAGUCAAGGUCAAAAAGCAACAACUACCUCCUUCAAAUCACUUUGUAUUGAUUACAACAUCUGAGACAUUACCAAGGACAAAAAAUGUUUAUUAUUAUCGGGCAUAUUUUUGGCAUAAAAUUAUAACUUUUUUUAAGCUACCUUAUCUCUGACUAAUGAAGCAUUUUUAAUGAUAAAACGUCCAACAUACCACCCACUGAGGUUUUAAUAUAUUUCAUUUAAAAGAAGGAACAGUUGUCAAAAAUAUGAAACUAUCAUCUGCAAAGAAAUUGAUUUUGCAAAAAAUGAAAGGUUAAAAAGUUUUUGAAAGUUUAGUUCACAUUUUCAAGUUGAGUAACAUCACUGGAAACAUUAUGGUGGAGAAGAAAAAUGUAGAAAAUUGAAUGUUGAUGAUGAAUGAUUUUUUUUUUUUUGUGCUUACGAGGUGAAACUGUUAGUGAAAACAAAAAUAGCACUGAAGUAAAUUGAUGAAAUUCUUUGGCAUUCUUGCCGUUGUAGUACGACCAUAGAACAUUACAGUCUGUUGAUACUGAAGGACUUCUGUAUUCUCUGCCAUUAAUGACACAAAGUUUGUUUCAUUUACUUCUUUUUUUUCUGCAAACUCCAAAGUGAACUUUUGGAGUAGAGUCCAAAGCUUUAGUGAAAGUUUACGCAUAAAUGUACCUCACCUCUCUCUCUCUCUCUGUCUCUCUGUCUCUGUCUCUGAAUGGGUUUGUAUACGAAACUUUCAGACUUCGUCUUUCAGACAAUGGGCCGUUUGGAGUCUGCCUUAUUCGGUCCAGUUUUGAGCACAACCAAUGCCCACCCAAAUACGUCUGCCUUCUUUGCAGUCUGAUAGCGCACACAGAAAAAACGUUCUGGCAUUUAUUUUUAGGUUUUCCUAAAUGUUACUUUGUUUUGCUUAGAACAAAUAUUUGGGCUAAAACUUGAUACAACAAAUCCACUUCUACCACCAUGAACCAUGUCUUCCUCACACUCUCCUCUGAACUCUGAAGAUAGUAGGGCAGGGGGGCUGCAGUGAGAAGGAGGGGGGCACUGAGUAAAAACAUGGUUCUACUCUGAAGGCAAUUUUUAAUUGUUUUAAAGAUAUUGUCCUUUUGCUUCAGUACAUCGAAGGCUUUACGCACCUCAGUCGCAUCUUUCUCUACAGCUCCUGUCUGUGCUUGUGAAAAGACUCCGCGAACAAUUGUGCCGCGCACAGCUAGCCAUGCACUUUAUGUCUACUUCCUGCUUUAAGGUAUCGUGGCCUGUUUGUUGGUACGAGAAAACACAGGCAUUCCCUCGUUUGAAAAAGGAACAACAUUGUAAUUAUACACUGGUGAUAAAGAGUUAAAGCGAGCUCUUAACUCUCAUGAGCUAAAACCGUGUGCACGUGUUUCCAGUACUUUUUUGAAGUUUUACCCUGAUAUUUUUUUUGUUCAAAAUAUUCAACAUUUAAAAAAAAAAUAAGACAUUGAUAAUUGUUUAGACCGUGGAGCUGAGGCAGUGACUCCUCACACCACACAGCCGUAUCUAUGUCGUAAGGCGGUGAUCAUCAACUGGCGGCCCGUGGGACCAAUCUGGCCCACUGAACCGUCCUAUCAGGCCCGUGACUGGAUUCCAAAUUUGUCAGGACUGAGACCUAAAGAACCGUCAGUAAUCGACACCUUUUAUGACUAUUUGGGAAAAAAAAUUAUAAUUUGAUUUGAGGGUUAAGCUCCAAAGUUUUCUGCAGAAAAAUUCUCUCCCUCCCACAAAUAUAGUUAGUGACCCCUGGUUUACACCCUGAUGCAGUGACUCUCUCACACCACCCCACCGUAUGUAUUACACACAAAUAUAUACAGUAUAUUUUUCCAUCUAUGUGGUGAAGCAAAAGAAGAAAUGAACAUUUUAACACAUUUUUUUUUCUUUUUAAGAAACUACUGAAAGGUAACACAGUAGUACUUCAUUAUUUGUGUUGUGUGUGUAUAUCAUAUCUUUAUGCUCCCAUAAUAUAUUUGUAAAAAAAAAAAAAAAAGGGGAUCCCAGGCAGCCAGUCAGAGGUAGGAAGGAUCGGUGGCUUCUGUCGACCCUCCCUGUGAGUGACACGUUUACUUGAAAACCCAUAAUCCGUGGUGUUGUUGCAUAAGGGGAUGGUUUUGUAAAAUUUUAAAGCGAUUGUGCUUAAAUGUCUAUUUUUCUGCUGAUACACGUUUGUGAUUCUGUGUGUGUUUGUGUUUGUUUUUUAUUAUUUGAAAUAUGUUUACAAAAAUGUUAAAGACAGGGUUUAGGUACAAAUGUAUUUUUUAAGACGCAAUGAUGAUGUAUUAUUUUUGUCCCUGAAUAUGGACAUUUAUAGCAACCGCGUGCUGAUUGGUCAUCUCCGAUGAUGUAAAGUUUCCUGAUAUGAGGGCUCUCAGGUAUUUGUAACGGUUGUGUAUGUUUAAUGUCCUGCAAUAUGUAAUUUAUUUAUCACAGAACGCAAAUGAAUUCAGAUCCUCGGGUGAUGUUUAAUGACGUACAUAACUGCUGCACUGAAGGUGAAAGAAAUGAGCUCAGAAACACGCGCGACAGUACAUGAAGACGCCCGGCAGUGAAGAACACGUGUAUAUUUUGCAGUAAUGGGUUUCGGCCAAAUACAUGAUAGUGAUUUGUGAAAAUUAAAACAGGAAAAAAAGGCAUAUUGUUUAUUAUAAUUAUCGUUAUUAUUUUCCUCUUUCGAAUUGUAUCUGACUUCAAUUUUCAAAUUAAAAGAUUUUAUUGUGAAAA